This is a messenger RNA of Musa acuminata subsp. malaccensis (wild Malaysian banana), 757 nucleotides long. The record is from RefSeq and is a predicted model, not a curated record. NCBI's taxonomy places the organism in Eukaryota, Viridiplantae, Streptophyta, Magnoliopsida, Zingiberales, Musaceae.
UGGAGACGAGUCCGCGAGGGAGCGGAGGGAUUUCUGUGAAAACCCUAACUGGGAAGAGAGCUCAGUCUGCCAUGUUCUAAGCUCCACAAGGAGAAGCAGCUCUUCGAACAACCCCCGCUCCGCUUUGUUACCCGGUCAACGAGAAGCCGAUUGUUUCGGUCUUCCGUUUUCUAAGCCGUGGCCGACGGUCUCUCUCCUCUUCUCCUCCUCCCUCGCCUUAAAUUAUAGUACUAGUGGCAGAAGGGAGAGGAUAGCGACCUCACAGGUAACGCGUACCUGGAGAGAGAGAGAGAGAGAAGCUGUUCGAAGCAAUGGCGGGAGACGAUCCGACCUUCCCUGCAGCGAACGCCGACGAAGAGUUGAACCUCCGCAAGCCUGACGAGUUCCCGGUGGAUUCCGUCUCAUCCGACCUUGCCACCACCAAAGAGCUCAAGGCGGAGGGCGAGACGAGGACGAGAAGUGGCGGAGCGGACAAGGCGGAGAAGAGCGACCUCGGUGGCAGCCUGAUGUCCGUUCUGGUGAUCUCCGGCGUGGUCGCCGCGGCUGUUGGUGUGGCAUUUUUCGUGAGCAAAAAGCUAAAAGAAGCAUAGGGGCAUCGGGAAGAAAUUUACCGAUGGGAUCUAAUCGUUGCUUUGAUCACGUUGAACUCUUACACAUCUUUAAGAUAUACGCUGCUGUUUUAUUUUUUCUAGUAUUUUUACUGGAAGACAAAUUAUGUCUGAAGAUCUUCCCUUUUUAACAUGUCCUGUUUAAAUAA